This is a messenger RNA of Paramuricea clavata, 515 nucleotides long. NCBI's taxonomy places the organism in Eukaryota, Metazoa, Cnidaria, Anthozoa, Malacalcyonacea, Plexauridae. The record is from the annotation of a GenBank genome assembly.
AUGUUUGAUGAGGAGCAAAACGAGGGCGGCGAUGUUGCUGGUGCAGCGGCCCAAGGCGGUGAGGACAACUCUCUAUUGGAAACCUUAAUGGCUGAAAUCGAAAAGUUAAAAAAUGAGAAUAAACACACAAAACAAGCACUUUCAGCAGUAACUGUUAGCCAGGGCGAGGCUAGUACUUCAAGUAAGAAUGCACCAUCUAGUCCAGCACAGACACCCCAAGUUGUGUAUGUUUCCGAUAGCGUAAAAUACAAAAGUUUUCUGGUAGUCGAAAGGCAGAUGAAGAUACAGUGGAGAAUUUUGUUGACAAUGUGAAAAGUUUGAUAUCAGCUAGGAAAAUGACCCAAAUUGAACAAACAGACUUUGUGCUAUCACUGUUGGAAUCAUCAGCAAAGGAAGAAGUGAAAUUGCGCCCUACAGCCGAACGUGACACUUCUGAUAAAAUCUGCAAUAUCUUAUUGGAGGCUUUUGGCGAGCGGAGAACCACACCACAGUUACUAAAGUCAUUUUACGAAUGA